Pollicipes pollicipes is the source of this 432-nucleotide messenger RNA. Its product is annotated as deubiquitinase DESI2-like. Bases 1 to 432 code for a protein of 143 amino acids. Gene Ontology annotation, biological process: protein deubiquitination. The transcript is spliced from 5 exons. The record is from RefSeq and is a predicted model, not a curated record. NCBI's taxonomy places the organism in Eukaryota, Metazoa, Arthropoda, Thecostraca, Pollicipedomorpha, Pollicipedidae. Gene Ontology annotation, molecular function: deubiquitinase activity.
AUGACGACGUUCCCGGCGGACAAGUAUGCCUACGGCGGUCAUCCGUUCCCUUUCUCCGGCAUCUUCACCAUCCGGCCGAGAGACGCCGACGACCUGGGCGAGCAAUUCAAGUUCAAACAAUCCAUCCACUUGGGCUACACGGACUUCACUCGGGAAGACUUGGACCGGAUCAUCGAGGAAAUGGGGAAGGACUUCAGGGGCGAGCGGUAUCAUCUAAUCAACAAGAACUGCAAUCAUUUCACCUCUAACCUGGCCCAGCUGCUGGUGGGCCGCGAGAUCCCCUCCUGGGUGAACCGGCUGGCCUCGGUCAGCGCCAUGGUGCCCUUCCUGGAGCGCUGCCUGCCCAAGGAGUGGCUGACGCCGGUGGCGCUGCAGCACUCGCUGGAGGAGCAGGUGACGGGCGACGCCGCCCCCGGCAACGCACCGCUCUAA